AGCUUGCCCGCGCAAACUUCUUGCCGUUGCGCUAAUGGGGUCGAUUUUGACCUUGCUGUUUGGACGGCCGAAGCUGGCGCCGCCAAAGCCCGAGGGCUCUGCAGACCCGGCCGCCUCUGGCACCGCCGCGGGCGCUUCGGCUGCGGCUGCCGACGCCUCUGCCUUGCGGGAGAACAUCCAGAAGAAAGGCGAGAACGCAUACUACUAUGCCCACAACCGGAAGUUCGAGGUGCCAGCAGAUGCCAAGGUCAUCUCUGGCCCUGGGCUGGUCACAGGCGGCCCGCCGGUCAAGCUGGACAUUGAGGUCCCUGAGGUCAAAUCUUUCUUCGGUGACAUGGCAAAGGGCGAGGCGAAUGCGCCUUCCGCAGAUAAGCCCCUCGAGGCGAUUCGCAAUUUUUCCUGGACCGACGAUGGUGGGAAGGUGAAAGUCUACUUGCAGCUUCCUGAUGGAACUCUGCAAGAUGCGUCCCAAGUGACCUGCGACUUCCAGCCGCACAGUUUCCAUGUGCAGGUCUCUCAGGACAAAGGGGCAAGAUACAUGUGCAAGAUGGACCCGCUCUAUGGUGAGGUUGUGCCGGAGUCCUGCAGCUUCCGCUCCAGCCUGGAGAAGUCCAAAGUCACUGUCACGCUGACAAAGAAGAAGAAGGAUCAGACGUGGUAUGAUCUAAAGAAAAACUGACGCACUUGGACGACAUCUGCGAUCAACGUGUUUCCACCGUUUCACCCACCUGCACCAGCCCAAGAGGCGUUGAGGGACGCCGACCGUGUGGCAGCGCCGGAGGGAAGACAAAGC
This is a messenger RNA of Effrenium voratum, 793 nucleotides long. The record is from the annotation of a GenBank genome assembly. Lineage: Eukaryota; Dinophyceae; Suessiales; Symbiodiniaceae.